This is a messenger RNA of Pantherophis guttatus, 4094 nucleotides long. RefSeq names its product oxidoreductase NAD binding domain containing 1 (gene OXNAD1). Gene Ontology annotation, molecular function: oxidoreductase activity. NCBI's taxonomy places the organism in Eukaryota, Metazoa, Chordata, Lepidosauria, Squamata, Colubridae. The record is from RefSeq and is a predicted model, not a curated record. Gene Ontology annotation, cellular component: mitochondrion.
GACACAUAGACCGGCAAAAGCACGAAUUAUGUAAACCGGAAGUGCCCGAAUCAGAGAUGGAACGGUGCGUCGUUUUUUAGGGACCGUUUUCGCUGAAUUUCUCCGGAUGCCGGUUAUUUCCUUACGACUUUGAGGAAGAGGCUGGAGUGUUAUUGCUGGCUUCUAAAUGAAGUACGGUAGUUAGGCUGGAAUUUAGCUGGAAGGAGCGACGUUCAAAGGAAGCGCUGGAGAAAUAAAUGCCAUCUGUCAAAGCCCCCGGUGCUGAAGAGAAAAGGGAGAUCAUCUGUCUAAAAUAAGGCUUAAUCCAUAAUGAAGAAUUGAGGGUUCACGGUCAAAAACAGAAGCUGGACCCCGUUAAGUAAAAUCUGCUUAUGAAAUGAAUACCCUGUUGGGCAAGUCUCGCCCUGUGAGGAAUAUUUAAUAUAAAAAAAAUUAUGAUAUAUUCAACAGCUUUUGGUUUGCCUAUAUUAAUGAAAAGUGCCAGUAGAAUUCUUCCCUGCUGUUCUUCAUACUUGUGCCUAAGACUGACAGCUAUAAACUACUGUACAAUAAAUGGCAAAAUGAAAUCUAGAAGAAAAUCAUCAGAUCAUCUGGAGAGAACAGCAAAUGACUUUCGACAUGAGAUUAUUUCUAAAGCAAAAGUAUGUGGCAUCAGCAAUGAAUCUGAAACAGUUAAAAGACUUCGUUUGGCAGUGACAGAUAAGGAAUUUACUUUUAAGGCAGGACAAUGGGUAGACUUCUUUAUACCUGGAGUUUCUGUAGUUGGUGGAUUCUCAAUAUGUUCAAGUCCUGGUAUGUUGGAAGAAGAGGGAAUAUUAGAACUUGCAGUAAAACAUACAACACACCCACCUGCUCACUGGAUUCAUACUCAGUGUGCUCUUAAUUCAGAAGUGGCUUUGCGAGUUGGAGGCAACUUCUUUUAUGAUCCUCAGCCUGAAGACAUUCCAGCAAACGUUGUACUAAUAGCAGGUGGAGUAGGCAUUAAUCCUUUAUUUUCUAUACUGCUCCACAUCGCAGACCUUCACAGAACUGAAGAGAAGAAAGGAAACGGUUGUAAAGUGGGAACAACCAAACUCUUUUAUUGUGCAAAAAAUGCACAUGAACUUCUGUUCAGGAAACAGAUCCUUGGUUUGACAAAUGCAUUUCCUGGAAAAAUCACAUGCAGUUUCCACGUUACCAAGCAGAAUUUGCCAAUUUGUGAGAAACUUCUGCCUUACAUCAAGGAAGGAAGAUUAUCUGGAAGUGACCUAGAAAAAUGUAUUUCCAAGAAUACUUUGUGGUACAUUUGUGGACCACCUCCAAUGAUAGAAUCCAUCUCCAAGCUGCUUGAAAACCUUGGGGUGGUUCAGAGCAAUAUUUUCUUUGAAAAGUGGUGGUAGCACACCCAGCAGCAUUCCAGGCAAAAUAAAAAUGAAGACAUAAUAUAUGUAUGUUUGCUGAUGAACCAUGAAAGUUUACACAAAGUAAAAACAUUUCCAUUUGUGGAAAUAAAAUAAUUCAUAAUGAAAUUAUAAAAUUUAUUUUUAACAAACAAUUUGGAAAAACAAAUAGGAAACAUGUUAAAUUUGAACAUGUAUUGAGCAGUGACAAUUUCUAAAAAAAAUAUUUUCUUAAGUAUUUUAUUAACUUUGGUUUGUAAUACAUUAAUAUAUAAGUAAAUAUAUAUGUAAUAUUUCACUACAUACGGAUUAGAGAAGAAGAAUGACUUGAAAUCUACGCCAUAGUCUCAUAUGGGAAGGACAAGCUUAACAUAAAAGAAUGGAAUUCAUCUAUCCAUUUCCGGUCCAUCUUGUAUAUUCUAUUGAAGGCUGUUUGAAAAGUAAAAGAUGUUGCUUUUGAAGCUUCUUGUAUUUUCAGGAAAGAGAUUUGGCACAAGGUUAUUAGUGAAGUUCUGAAUGUACAUUUGAGUAAUUAGAUUGGAUCAAAAAUUAAUUGUGCUAUGAUAGAACCACUAAAAUCAAUGAAAUGAGAUAAGCAAGUCAUGAAUAAAUGAAGUACUGUUAAUUUCCAGUAGUUUACUCAAAACAUGAUGAAAUCUGGAUCCAGCUUAUUUCCAUAAUAUUAUCUCUUUUCUAUAAUACUAUCUCUUUUAAUUUUCAAAGUUAUGAAACUUCAUUUGAAAUAACAUUAUAGUCUGAUCUGUUUCUAGUCAAAAGCAGCAUACCACAUAUAGGGGAUCAAACUUGGAAUUAUUCUGCUAAAUCAUCAAAAUCAUUAAAAUGUACUAUCAUUAUAAACUUAAGUCCUUUACUUAGCUAAAAUACGUCUAAACAGUUUUAUUUGGAAGAAAAUCCUAUUGAUUUCAAUGGAAUUUACUUUGAAUUAUUAAAACUGGAUGUUUGGCACUUUCCCCCAUCUUUCCGGAAGCCACUUGGCUUGACUAGCAUAUAUUGAGGCAAUGUAGUCCAUUAUGAAGGGCUAAGGUCUGCGCUGCUACUGUGUUAGGGGCAAUUAGGAACUAUGGUAAUUAUGUAUGAGAUUUUGAGUUUAUCUAAAGGUAUUAAAUAAACUAAUAUUGUGGUUUGAUGGCAUAAGGUUUAAACAAACUUAAUUAUGCUGCUUUUCCUCACACUGGAAUGCUAUGUAUAGUGUUACUUGUCUGUACUAUAGGAAUUGCAAGGAAUUUAAGAGAAUCCAAAUACAAAACAAGAAAUUUGUGGUGAGAUUUCUGUUUAGUGCAGUGUGCUGUUAAUAUUUUCUCUUAUGAAAUUGUGUCUCACAAUAUUAGAUACCAAGUAGCUUAUAUUGUUUUGAAAGGGGCCUAGACUAAUUAAGGAAUUGUUUGUCUUCCAAACGUUAUGAUGAUUGUAUGGAGCCUCCAUUGAAGAGUGCAUUGAAUAUUAUUUCUAUAAAAGAGCAUCAUUACAGCCCCUUUGGGAAGCAAAAUUUGGAGAUUUGGUCUGAUUCAGAUGAAUAUUAUGUUUAUAUAAUUUGUAAUAAUAUUGAAAAUGUAUGUGGAACUGGUCUCAGCUAAAUCUUGGGAACAAUCUUACUAUUUGUUUAUUUGCUUGCCUGCAGAAUUUAUAGGCUGUUUUAAUGAACUACCCUAACUAAUGUUCAAACAUCCCUCCCCAAUAUAUAAUUUGGGCUAAAACAAAUAUUUUUGUCAAAUAUGAAUAGUCACAAAAUCUCACAAAACAUAACUUUGGGUAGCAGUAACUGUUUGUUACAGACCAAUCUGAUACUAUAAUAACAGCAGUCGGACCUUCACUAAAGGUACACGGAUAGGGCAUUGGGGUUGAGAUUAAGGAACUGAAUGUAAGACUGUUAUAAGACAACGGUUCUAUGGACCCUGACGGUGGCCCACUUAUUGUCCCCUGCCCAUUACUACCAUUAUAUUAUGGCCUGUCUAUUCCCCUAUAACAGUUUCAUUUCCCAAAUCAAGCCCGGCCAAGACCCAGGACCAGAAAGCCAAGUCUCCUCAUCAUACUUCUCUAUGGGGGUAAGCUAGCCAUUUUGAAGGGGUUUAGCUCCAAUAUUUCUGAGCACCAACACCACUCAAUCCUCUCUACUCCACACACUUCCACUCACACCCCCCAUGUUAAAGCACAUUCAGACACCUAACUAGAUAUAGCCUCUCUCCUCCACUACUAGCAAUAGGAGACCUCCCCUCAUUAAUCUCUCCCCAAUUCCCCAAUUUCCUCCUUCCCAGCUCUCACCCAGAGGAGAAAUUAAUCAUUCAGGCACUCAGUAUAGGUUGAGCCAUGUUGUCCCUUCCCUUCCCUCCCCUCUCUCUCCUCCCUCCCCUCACUGCCUCCUUCCUUCCUUCCUUCCUUCCUUCCUUCCUUCCUCCCUCCCUCCCUCCCUCCCUUCCGAUUUCCUCUCUCUUUCCCUACCCUACCCUUAUUGCUACCAGGGAGCAGGCCAGGUGAAAUACAUAUGAAUAUUAAAAUGAAAACCAAACAUUGUAAAGAACCAUAUGAAACAAUAUUUAUAUCACAAAAAUAGCCUUCAUUGUCUGGAAAAACGGCACAGCUGUCUUGUAUUAUUAUUUAAAAGACUUCUGUCCUAUUCAGUUGAUUGCUAAAAUUAAAGAGGAAUGUGCCCUCAUUGUUUGGUGGCUUUGCCUAAUAAAUAAAUUUUGGUUUCUCUCA